UGUUCACUCCAGCGCUGUCCUCGAGACAGUCUACUCCCUUCACCUGAUGAAGGCCACUUGUGUUGUGGCCGAAACGUCGUGAAUUUUUUUUUACGUGACUUUACCGAAUAGAACCAAAGAGUAAGAGUUGACAUGUUUCUUAAAUUUAGCAAGGCAGGAAGAGCUUAAGAAUAGAGACAAUGGGAUGGAAUUACAAAGCUGGGCAGUGUGUUAUGGCCUGCCGUGUAGUGAGCGAGUAGGUGAGUCUGCGAAUAGGUGGGUGAAUGGAUGAGUGGGUGAGUGUUUUUGUGAGCUGUAGUGUGUUGGUGGAACAGUGUGGAUGAGACGAAACAGUCACUCAUGGGUGGAGGAGUCAAUGAGUGAAGUUCACGGGAACAGUAACCAUGGUCGUGUAAAGGCUAUCAGAGUGAUAGGGAGGUAACAGACCACUGAUAAGCGAGUGACCUGAGUGAAUCCGAGUUCUGGAUCAUCAAUCACCCUGACUGAUUUACGUUGAUUCCUAUCAAGCGCUGCGAGGUAGAAACUGGGUCCUCCACUCCAGAUGUGACAGCAGCAGGAUUCCAACUUUGCCCAUAUUUGUGCUUUGUACAGUAGUAGCAGCCAUACUGUAUUUGUUCGGAGUUAAAGACGAAGGCCUUGGCACGAAGGAGAAAAGCAGCCAUGGAAUCGUGGCUAAGAGUGUGAGAUGUUGUGGUUCGUGCCCGAUGUGGAUUGGGAGGGUUGCAACAGCAUGGCUGUCAAAAUGCUGGCCCGGAGGGGAGAUCUGACAGGGGCUGUUGCAGGGACGAUAGCUGCCCAAUUUGAGACCACAGCUCAGAUAUGCGCUUGUUGUGUGUGGUAAGAUGCUUUAUAACUCACCACUGUUGAUCUAAUGGACCUACUGCCACCCGUCAAACUGAGACGUUAUUUCAGAAAAUGUUCUUCUAGUUUAUUAACAACAGGUGCAUUGUGACAAAACUGUUAUUGCUUGAUAUUCAAAAUUGUAAUAUUUGUUGUUCCAACUAGUAAUUUAUUUGUACAAACAACAACUAGGCCGGAAGCAUGUUGUCAAUGUGUGCUGCUGGUUUGCUCGCACGCAGCUGAUGUUGGUAAUCACGGACGGCUGCGCCGUGGCAUGAGGAAGGUCGUCCCAACUGGCAUUGUAAACGCAGUUUCUCUGUAAACCCUGUUCCCAACUUGAAGCAUCUAGGCCAAAGUUCAGCCGGGUAACCUUCAAUAGUAGCAGCAAGUCUGUUCCUUAAAAAUACCCUUGAAUUAAAACAAUACGUAAAAAUAUAUAAAACAUUGUAAAAGCAUGUAUGUUAAAAUGGCCCGUGAGAUAGUAUGCUUUUACUCUGAAGAGUUAUGAAGAAACCAAGUGGACAUUUGUAUAAAAUGCUGGUAGUUUAUUUCAUGUGCUUGAGGCAAAAGACUGCACGUUUAAGGCUCGAUUCCACUCAACGGGAUUGGAGACAUCACUAAACAUUGAUCCUGACAAUGCACCUCAUCACUCAUCCACAGCACACAUUCGGUAAGAAGGAGGCACCAGUUAGAGAUAUGGUACAAAGUGUCACCUGAAACCUCCAACGAUCCGUCAAAUUGAAAAGCAUUGCAGACCAAAAGCAGCCUUCAGAAAGCGGGUGACAGGAUUUCGAGUCGUUGUGAAGCGGCUGAGCGCCAGUCACUGUUGGGGUCGUGGAGUGGCAGUUCGCUUCCUGUCACCACGCGUGAUUCCUGCAGAGAAUGCCAUAAGUUGAUAAGUGGGCUGUGGUGAACCUGUGUGUGACACCACUGGCAGGAGUAGGCCAGCAUAAUAACCAUUUAUUUUUUAAUUCGGUGCACCCACAAAAAACUCCCACGUGCAUGCGCAGUUGUGUCAGACCUCUCUCGCAAGACGGGUCGACAGAUGUGGCUGGACGUCUCUGGAGAGCUAAUACCCAUAUCAAUGGACCGAGACCUGGGUUGCAUCCCGGAUUAAGGGAGAAUGGUUCUCUUGUUCAAAGGGAGUUUGAUCUUUGCAUAAAAGUCACAGAUGGUCACACAAAAGUUCACACCAUGACAUUAGCGUUGGCCUUUAAUAUUUGACCACUUCACCGGCACUUAAUCAGAUACCGCUUUACAUUUCCCAUUAUAGUAUUUAUUUGCUUGUGAUUUUGGUGAUGUUUUUGGGAGUGUUCUGAUGGAGCCGUGACACAUGUACAGACAUGAACAUAUGGUUCAACACUCGCUCCUAACCUCAUUUAACGUGUUAUGAGACCUCCAGUAUUGUUAUCAAUGUUAAUCGUCUGUUAUUUAUACACUGAUGGAUGAAAAAGCCUUACGUUGGCAUUGUCACAGUUGUAAUCACUCAACUCGUUAUAUUUGAAAGUAUAAUCUCUCGGUCUACUUAGAAGACAGGUGUCCUGCUGAGUGCCACAAAUCUCGGUUUGUCUAAGCGCUUAGUGCCCAAGGUCACUCUUGCAAAUGAGACUCUCCUGGUCUCAUGGGUAAAGCCAGGGCCUGCUUGGUGUAGUUGUGUGGCAGGGAGAUGGCAUCACUGAGUGUUGCCCCCAUGUAUGUCUGAGUAUUCCCCGGGCACUCUGAUUUUCAAGAUGUUGCCGUGCUGUAAUGGGCAGCACAUUGAACUUAAUUAAAUUAUGUGAAUGAUGAGAAACCCCUGAAAGGAACACGGGCGGGGUGGUUGAGCGAGGUGCGUGCCGAUGCGAGGUCACCAGCGCCCGACGUCUUCCUUCGCAAGGAGAUCGUUACUUAUUUCCAGAUGAUAUUGUGCGUCGUGUCCUGUUUCCGGUGUAUUUUGGCUUUGUAUUAAGUGUGUCAGUGUAGAUUGGCUGCUAGGAAAUUGCAGCCCAUUAGUUGAUGGGAAGAGCCGUCGUCCCGAGCGAGUGAGUGACCUGAUUGCCGUGCAGAAGGAACGGCGCUGCUCGUCGAGAGACGGCUGCUGGUUGCUGUGCAACCUGGUGGGGCAGGGCCUCUCCCUCCCUGCUGGGGAGCUGAGCUGGCAUGUCCCAACGGGAGCUUUGAGAUUCCACUCCCGUUGGCCGCGCAGCAAUUGCCUUCUGCUUAACCUAGAAUUCAAUGGACCAUGCACUUGAAUAUUUUAAUAUUCACCGCCUAUUUGCCUUGUUUUUUUAUGAUGACGAUUUGUAUAGUUUUAUUGUUUUUCCAAAUAGUUGGAAAGGUUUGUAUAGCGAUAUCAAAAUGAUCAUUAUAGAAAUAAUAAAAUAUUGUACAACGGACUCAGCAGUACUUGCGCCUGUUUAUCUGCUGUAUCCGUUCAGUAUACGGAAUAAUUCCUGUAUAGUAGCAGUACUCUACAUUGCCGAUGAUCUCCAAUUGACAUGAAACAAGUAUACAGAUACUCUACCACAAAUACACGUUCACAAAGCCAACCUCUAAUGCCUGUGUGCGACUUUGAUGCUUUUGACACCCAAGUGCUGUGCAUGGGAAUGCUCACCGCUGCAGUUCCAUGAUGAACAGUUUCGCGAUUUGCAGGUUGAUUUCACCUGAUCGUCUAUCGUGUCUUGCUGUACACUAUGGAUGAUUUUCUAGUUAUACAAAGACAUCGGAUCUCUUUUGGAUUGUUGGAUCACGCACGUUACGUAAGUAUCGGUUUGUCGGUGUCGCCCACUGCCAAUCGACUCAAUUUUUUGGUUGGAAAGAGCACAGAGGUGAUGUCAACUUAGCGACCUCAAUUCUUGGUAUUGGGUCAUUCCAAAGCCAAAUAAAUUCGUAUCGUCUGAACUUUCAUAUCGAGCCUUGAUAUUGGGAUGAGUCCUAGAGACGGAGCGCAUCCUGGUCCUGUGUGCACGCUGUCGAUGUGAAGCUGCCUCGCUAUAAUCGCGCCAGGGGUGCGGUCGCGGUCGCACGUAAUAGGGCUUGCGGGGUGCUCGGAUCGUUAGGUUUUGCGUGCGAGCAGACGGCUGGGUUGUGGGCGCUGGUAAAAUGAUUAGUGUUGUGCGUGACCCAUAGAGCAGUGUCCUUUGACCCUGAAUAAUAAGUGUUCAUCACCCUGAUUGGCACCACACAACAAUAAGUUGUGCACAUGACAAAUACCCAGCAGCGUAGAGUUGACUUGCGGACUGAUGUCCAUGUCAAUGCAUGGAGACAUCAUGAAGGUUGAGUUUAUUUGGGCAGUUUCCUCGGAUAAAUCAGCUUAAGUGCGGGAGUUGUUGACUCGGCAGGUCACCUAUAAGCCGUUUAAAAAACCCCAGAAUGUGAACUCGGAAGUUUUCUACAGCUCGACGACAGAGUAAUCAUUUGAAGUUUCAAUGCAACUCUGGGAUAAGUUAAGGCCAAUGAUAUGCAUGCUGUGGCGCAUGAGUGCUGCCCCUAAUAUGAACAUUCAGCUGAACAAGAUUAGUGAAUACUUCACAUUCCCCAGUCAAAUGACUGAGUUUGAAGAAGGGCUUCUGUGUGUGUUGGCUGUGUGUGCGCCUAUGAGCUCGCAUACAGCAUGUCUAUGCUAGGGGACGGCGUGCUUUUUGAAUCCAAUGAUCCAGAUGAUAUUUUUGGUCAUGCAUACCAAGAGGUAGCGAUUUGGUAUCUGAAUCCUACGCAGGUCAUUCCCAGGAGGCUGACUAUCAAGUGCGGUGGUUCUAUGCUACUCUUGCGCGUAAUGCGAGAGGGCUUCAGGAGGAAGUUCGUCCACUUUUGUCUCCCCCAUUGGUGAUGGUGACAAACACGGAGUUAAAAUUGUGCGUGGCCAAGUUUUAAUUCAUCAAAGUCAUGAAAUUAUUUUAUGACCACUACUCUCUCACUCUUAUCUCGCACAUAAAGUUUCCCCAUAUAGCCUGUAACAGCCUGUUCGGGUAAAUGCUGUUAGCGAACACCUAUACUGCGCGUGCACACACAGCUAACAAUCUACACAGGAGGAAGUCCGUCCACUUUUGUCUCCCCCAUUGGUGAUGGUGACAAACACGGAGUUAAAAUUGUGCGUGGCCAAGUUUUAAUUCAUCAAAGUCAUGAAAUUAUUUUAUGACCACUACUCUCUCACUCUUAUCUCGCACAUAAAGUUUCCCCAUAUAGCCUGUAACAGCCUGUUCGGGUAAAAUGCUGUUAGCGAACACCUAUACUGCGCAGUGCACACAGCUAACAAUCUACACGCAGAGUGCGGCAUAUACUUUCAAUUACCAUAAACAUUAACUAGAGGCAACAUGUGCAACAAAGUGAGGUGUACCUUUAGUCAGACGAUGGCUCCAGGGGCGUUCCCUUCGCCAGUCGCUUGCGAAAGUUCGCGUUUUUGCACCAACAGCGCACAAUCGGCGCAGACAGCAUGGCCACAGGAUCACCGUGGCCGCAGCGAGGAGGCAUGUGACCAGACCGGCCGAGUGCUGCAACUGAGAAGCGCUUUGUCCUUGGAGAGAACCAAGGCAUUGUGAUACCCUACUUUACAGCGAAGGGUGCCUUCCCUCCAGGAGGAGUGUCUUCAGGUCCUGGCCGAGAGCGGCUGCCUGCGACAGUCUCGUCUGUGACCCUGGGCCUCCCUUCAUCCUCUUGUCUGCCUCUCAGGGUCUCAUCUCGUGGUCAGGUUAGUCCACCUUUUUCUAACUUCACCUGCCUCUACUGCCACAUUCAUCCCCUUACCGAGUUCAUCACUCGCCAAGUAAAAACAUUUUCCCAAGUUUAUCCAUAUGACCAUUUCAUCCAACUUUCUCUCCAAGCUCGUCGUAACCGUGCAAGUACCAUGGCCUGGCGUGUGCAUGCUCUCACGUGCGUCUUUGGCGUGGCAUCGUGGGUCGCCAUCAACGGGAUGUGGGUGGAGCUGCCCGUCCUCGUGCCGCAGAUCCCUGAAGGAUGGUACCUGCCCUCCUACCUCACGGUGCUCAUCCAGCUCGCCAACGUGGGCCCACUCGCCAUCACGCUCGCGCACCGCUUCCGGCCGGGAUGCAUGGACGAGGUACCCAUCAUCUACGCAAUUUUGGCAUUAGGUGCCGUAGCUUGCCUCCUGUUGGCGUUCCUCUGGGACCGCACGACGGUGAUCGCCGGCGCAGAUCGGAGCACGGCGCUGCUGGCGCUCACCUUCUUCCUCAGCCUCGUCGACUGCACCAGCUCCGUCACCUUCCUGCCUUUCAUGAUGCGCCUGCAGCCGGGCUACAUGACGUCCUACUAUGUGGGCGAGGGCCUCAGCGGUCUGCUGCCGGGCCUCGUGGCCCUCGGGCAGGGCGCCGGCUUCUCGACCUGCGUCAACGUUUCCCUCGCCGACGCCAACGGAACGGCGGGCGACAACGGAACCUUGAUUUACGAGGUGCAGACGGAGUACCAGGCACCCAACUUCUCUCCGCAGAUCUUCUUCCUGAUUUUGUGCGGCAUGAUGGCUGCCUCCAUGGCCGCCUUCGUGAUGCUCAACCACCUCCCGCUGGCUCGGCGCGAGUACUCACACGAGGGACUCCAGAACCUGGGCAGCCGAAGGCAUGGCGAGGUAACCGCCGCAGGCCAAAGAGAACCAUCUCAGCGGGAGUCCAAUGGCGUGAGUCUGGAGCCAAGCGCGCUGGAUACGACGCACACCUUCGACGUUCUUGAGUCGCCGUCCAUCGCGGAGUACGUGGGGACGGACGCGAGCUCCUGUCGCUCGCUCUCUCGUCUCGAGUUCGUCGCAAUCUUCCUCAUCCUGGCCUGGGCCAAUGGGCUGACUAACGGGGUGCUGCCCUCCGUGCAGUCCUACUCGUGCCUGCCCUACGGCAACACGGCCUACCACCUGAGUGCCACGCUGGCCGCCCUGGCCAACCCCAUCGCCUGCUUCGUCGCCAUCUUCAAGCCCAGCCGGUCACAGCUGGUCCUGUCCAUGCUGACCCUGCUGGGCUCUGUCUUUGGUGCUUACAUCCUGGCCAUGGCCAUCAUGAGUCCGUGUCCUCUGCUGCUCGGCACAGACGCGGGCACCAUCCUCAUAGUGCUGGCCUGGGUGCUGUUCACGGGCACGCUCUCCUACGUCAAGGUCAUGGUGGGGGUGGUGCUCCGCGACCAGGGACACUCGGCGCUGCUCUUCUGCGGCGCCGUGGAGCAGCUGGGCUCGGCCGUCGGAGCCCUGUCCAUGUUCCCUCUCGUCAACGUCUACGGCGUCUUCACGGCUGGGGAGCCGUGCGGGGGGGCCCUGUGCAUCGGGGCCUGACGCCUCGCUCACCUCCUCACCCACCCCUCACCUCCUCACUCACCCCUCACCUCCUCACUCACCCCUCACCUCCUCACCCA
Molecule: messenger RNA, 7164 nt
Organism: Petromyzon marinus (sea lamprey)
Lineage: Eukaryota; Metazoa; Chordata; Hyperoartia; Petromyzontiformes; Petromyzontidae
Product: riboflavin transporter 2-like
Biological process (GO): riboflavin transport
Cellular component (GO): plasma membrane
Molecular function (GO): riboflavin transmembrane transporter activity
Source: RefSeq, a predicted model, not a curated record